UCAUUCACUAUGACAAUAUAAUGACAUUAGCCUAAAAUUUGUAGCUAGUGGUAAAUAUAUAUAUAUUACGUAAUUUAUUCAUUUACGAAGCUAAUCUGUUCUCAUUUUUAAAUAAAAAUGGGAAAAGCUUCAAAUACUGGGGGUGUUAAACCUAUGUCCAUCGCCGGGCGAUAUGUGGAUGAGCGAGAACGACUUUUUGGAAUGACUGAUGCUGAACGAGCCUUUCGUAAACAAUGGCUGAAAGAUCAAGAAUUAUCGCCCAAUGAACCGAGGAGAGUUCCUGAAAUGUACAAGGCUACCUAUAAUCCCAUUCGAAGAGCGUAUAGGUGGCCACUGGAUCAGUUGGCAAAAGCAAUCGAACCCGUUGUUGGGGCUCAAAGAGCAUAUUCUAUCAGAUAUUUCACAGGCAAAAUAUUUUUAGGAGUAGUUGGUGUUUACUGGUUCACCUACUAUUUCAAAUAUAAUAAAUCUGAUUGGACUCGGAAAGGUGGAUGGAGAGUUUUGGAGUCAAGAGUGGCAGUCUACGAAGGAGAUGAAUCGUAUCCAAAACUAUCUGACAAGUUGAAAGGAUCAGAUUACGGGGGCAGAGGUUUUAAUGACGUCAAAUUAAAUCUGUGAAAAUAUUGGUGAGGAGUUUAGAGCUUUGAAGAUGUCAUUAUUGUGUAGUAAAGUUAUGGAACUGAUUGAAA
Molecule: messenger RNA, 689 nt
Organism: Leptinotarsa decemlineata (Colorado potato beetle)
Lineage: Eukaryota; Metazoa; Arthropoda; Insecta; Coleoptera; Chrysomelidae
Gene: ND-B17
Product: NADH dehydrogenase (ubiquinone) B17 subunit
Biological process (GO): mitochondrial electron transport, NADH to ubiquinone
Source: RefSeq, a predicted model, not a curated record